This is a messenger RNA of Eucalyptus grandis, 2066 nucleotides long. Its product is annotated as transcription initiation factor IIE subunit alpha. The transcript is spliced from 10 exons. Gene Ontology annotation, cellular component: transcription factor TFIIE complex. The coding region runs from base 253 to 1662 and encodes 469 amino acids. The record is from RefSeq and is a predicted model, not a curated record. Gene Ontology annotation, biological process: transcription open complex formation at RNA polymerase II promoter; transcription initiation at RNA polymerase II promoter. Lineage: Eukaryota; Viridiplantae; Streptophyta; Magnoliopsida; Myrtales; Myrtaceae.
GCCAGCCCAACCGGAAGGAGGAGGAGGAAUCAUUCUUUCAGUAGCAGCAGAUCUCCGCUUUUUCCCCCGAGAGGAGGAGGAGAAGAAACGUCACGGAACAGACCGCGAGCGAACUGAACAGAGAAAACCACCACGUGACGAGAGAAGCGGCCCGUUAACCGAAACCCGAAAAAACCCUUCCGCCAUCAUUCCCCAACCGAGGAUUUCGACGAGCGAGCGAGCGAGCGAGAGACUUAACCGCCGCCCGAAGGGAUGAGCAUCGAGCCAUUCAACAGGCUGGUGAAGCUCGUGGCGAGGGCGUUCUACGACGAUUUCACCACCAAGGGGGAGAACCAGCCGAAGUCGGGGCGCAGCGACAACCGCGGCAUCGUGGUCGUGGUGCUCGAUGCUCUCACGAGACGACAAUGGGUUAGAGAGGAGGAUUUGGCGAAGUCUUUAAGUUUGCAUUCCAAGCAACUAAGACGGACGCUUCGAUUCUUGGAAGAAGAAAAGCUAGUUACGCGAGAUCAUAGAAGAGAGACAGCUAAGGGUGCAAAGAUAUAUAGUGCUGCAGUAGCUGCCACAGGCGAUGGUUCGGCUAAGGACGGAGAGGAGAAGAUUAAGCUUCACACACACUCAUACUGCUGUCUAGAUUAUGCACAGAUUCAUGAUGUUGUUAGAUACAGACUGCAUCGAUUGAAGAAGAAGUUAAAGGAUGAGCUAGAGAACAAGAACACAGUUCAGGAGUAUAUAUGCCCUAAUUGUAGCAGAAGGUACACAGCAUUGGAUGCACUGCGUUUGGUAUCCAUGGAGGAUGAAUACUUCCAUUGUGAAAGUUGCAAUGGGGAGCUUGUGGCAGAGAGUGACAAGCUAGCUGCCCAAGAAGCUGGGGAUGGGGAUGAUAAUGCUAGAAGGCGUAGGCGUGAAAAAUUAAAGGACACACUUCAGAAAAUGGAGGUACAGUUGAAGCCACUGAUGGAUCAACUUAGCAGAGUCAAAGAUCUGUCAACUCCAGAAUUUGGAAGUCUUCUAGCAUGGGAAGCUCGUGCACAUGCUGCUGGUCGCGGAGGAAGUGGUGAUGGUGGUGCUAAUGAUGGCUCUAAAUCCUCCCAAGGAUAUGGUGGAACACCAAUGCCAUUUCUUGGUGACACAAAGGUUGAAGUUUCCUUUGCUGGUCUUGAGGGGAAGGAAGAGGAUGUCAAAUCUGAAGCAGCAACUAGUACACCUCUGAAAGUUUUACCACCAUGGAUGAUUAAGCAAGGAAUGAACCUUACAAAAGAACAGCGUGGAGAGGUUGGGGAGGAAUCAAAGAUGGAGGGUACUUCAACAUCCUCUCAGUUGUCGGAUGACAAGAAAUCGACUGUCCAGAGUGAUGAUAAGAAGAGCAUACAGGAUGAGUAUAUAAAAGCAUACUACGCUGCUCUUCUCAAGAAACAGCAGGAACUGGAAGAAUCUGCAAAGAAGCAAGAGCAACUAUCUGAUUCCAAUAUUGCCAAUGGUCAUUCUGAUACAUCUUCCUCCCGUCAAGUGGGCAUGAAGUCUAAACGCGAUCCCGAGGAGGAUGUUUGGGAAGAGGCUCAAUAUGCAGGAAAUACAAGUGAGAGCUAUAGGGUUGGUGACUUGAAUGUUCAAGCGGAUGAGUCGGGUGAGGACGAUGAUGACGUGGACUGGGAGGAAGGUUGAGAAGGGCGUCCCUCCUUUUCUCAGCUAGCGAACUUCCCUUCCUGUCGUCUGCUGAAGCUCUAAAAACUCAAGGUGGCGUGAUUCCAUGGGGUGUUGUACUCUUGUAGCCCACAUUAUUUUUCUGAAGAUCCGACAAGAUUCGUUUGGUGGAAGAUGUUAUAAGAGUCAUUGCAUUCAUUGUUCUGCUCAGGAGCCUCGAAUCGUGCUCUCGACUCGCGGCAUGAAGAACAUACAUUACAUCGUGUCAUUUUUUACCGACAACAGGAGAAAUGUAUGACCUUGACAUGGAUUCCCUGUUCUGAGCGCAUCGAGCUCUCGACACACCCGGAUUUUGGAAGUGUAAGACUAUUUAAGACUAAACAGAUAGAGAGAAUGAAGCCAUUUAUGAUUGACCUGUGCAUGAA